Molecule: messenger RNA, 968 nt
Organism: Hibiscus syriacus
Lineage: Eukaryota; Viridiplantae; Streptophyta; Magnoliopsida; Malvales; Malvaceae
Product: aldehyde dehydrogenase family 3 member F1-like
Exons: 7
Coding region: 69-968 (299 amino acids)
Biological process (GO): aldehyde metabolic process
Cellular component (GO): cytoplasm
Molecular function (GO): aldehyde dehydrogenase (NAD+) activity
Source: RefSeq, a predicted model, not a curated record
UGGAGGAAAGCAUAGCAUAGCUAAGGGACACUUUCAAAAGCGGGAGAACUAAAAGUGUUUCAUGGAGGAUGAAACAGCUCAAGGCUCUACUUGACCUCGUAAAUGAAAACGAGGACUCCAUUUUCAAAGCUUUGGCUCAAGAUCUGGGAAAGAGUCCAGUUGAAUCAUACAGAGAUGAGGUAGGGAUUGUAAAGAAAUCAGCCACCUAUAGUUUGAGCUGCUUCGACAAAUGGGUAGCAUUUAAGAAGGGUGAUUUGCCGUUGCUUUUAUUUCCUUCAAAAGCAGAAGUGAUACCUGAACCUCUCGGUGUAGUUCUCAUUUUCUCAUCUUGGAAUUUCCCAAUCAAGGUGGCAUUGGAUCCAUUGAUCGGAGCAAUAUCUACCGGGAACACCGUGAUGCUAAAACCAUCAGAACUGGCACCGGCAUGCAUGUCUUUUCUCAUUCAAGCCAUUCCUCAAUACUUGGACAACAAAGCCAUUAAGGUCAUUGGUGGUGGAGCAGAUGUAGGUGAACGACUAAUUGAGCUGAGAUGGGACAAAAUAUUCUUCACCGGGAGUCCACGAGUUGGUCGCUUGAUCAUGACCGCAGCUGGAAAACAUUUGACUCCGGUUACUUUAGAGCUUGGUGGCAAAUGCCUUGCCAUUGUGCAUAAUACUCUCUCCAACCCUUCAAAAGCAAAGGUGACUGCUAAAAGAAUUAUACGGGGAAAGUGGGGGCCUUGCACUGGACAAGCCUGCAUUGCAAUAGAUUAUGUGCUUGUGGAAGAGAAAUUAGCUUCCACUCUGAUUGUGAUAUUAAUGAAGUGUAUCAAGAGGUUUUAUGGUGAUAACCUCAAAGAGUUGAACAGCAUCUCCAGAAUUGUUAACAAGCACCAGUUUCAAAGAUUGGUUGAUCUCAUGAAAGAUCCCCAUGUUGCAUCCUUUGGCCCAUUGCUUCCAAUAAUUACAGUGAGAGAUUCUCAGCCUUAG